Molecule: messenger RNA, 1704 nt
Organism: Fonsecaea nubica
Lineage: Eukaryota; Fungi; Ascomycota; Eurotiomycetes; Chaetothyriales; Herpotrichiellaceae
Exons: 4
Coding region: 1-1704 (567 amino acids)
Source: RefSeq, a predicted model, not a curated record
AUGCCUUUCAAGAUCGCGUAUCACCGCGCUUUGAGCGGCGGAAGUGCCCAAAGAGAGCGGAACAUCCGAAACUGGUGGCGUGCCCUGGUUGAGAUUCACUCCAACUUGGGUCUGACAAAGGAUUCUGAUAGAAUACCUGCGCUCAUCGGACUUGGUAGUCAGGUAUCGAGGAUCUGUGGUAAGCCGGAACCACGAUUUGGGCAUUUUCUAGACGGUCUUCCAUUGGAUUUGGGAUGCAUAAAUCCGGUUCAGAUGCCACGGGAAGUUGCCGACGGCAUAAAGGUACACCCGGUAUUGUUGCUUGAGCCAUCACAACUCCUCCCGACCACACUGAGACUUCAAUGCACCGUCUUUAAAGGCUUCAGCGACAAAUUCAACACCCCCAACUUCCCCUUGACUAGAAGGUACUUGGCGGACAACACCUCGUCCAGCGCAGUAACGGAACAGGAGCCACACUAUAUCCUGCUGGUGUCAAGGGAAGAAGACCACACAUGGCUUUUCAUCCAUGUCAAACCUGUCGACCCGGGAAAAACGCAAUUUUACCGUCUAGGGCAAUUGGAGGUCCUGGCACCAGAACCAUUCUGGCCUCUCCUGUUCACAUUCAUCCUCCCACGCGCCAUCAACUACUACGCCGCCCUUAAGACCGCCUACCGCACCAGACCGCCGCCGCGCCCUCUGCCGAAGCGGACCAGUCGCGGGCUGAACGCGCUCUUCGUGUCGAUUUGCGUCUUUCUGUACGCGUCGUGGCCCCUGAGGGGCGAUAUCGCCGACCACAAUGUCUUUGUGGCCACGCAGUCACGGCUGUCGGUGCCGACCGACGUGCUGUUUGAGCGGUUGGCCAUGUUGCGCGAGAACGGGGUGCUCUCGGCCGCGGACGAGGCGUUGAGAGCAAAGCUGACUUCUCCCGCCCUUCGCCAACUCUACCUCCGCUUCGGGCCCUCGACCCUCCGAGACUGCCUGUUCUGCCACCCCGACGACCAAAUCUCGUACCUGCUGUACCACCUCCCGACCAACACGGUGCUCCCGCACCUCUUCCACGUUUUGUGCCUGGGCCUCGCGACCUCGGAGACCGUGGGCGGGUACGAGGCGUCGACGUGGCGCCGCGCCGCCGUCUUUGGCGCGCUCGUCCUCGCGGGCGCGGACGUGUUUUUGACAGCGACAUACGCGCCGCCCGUGGCGAUCAGCACCGUCGCGCCCGCGGGGACGUUCUGGCUCGGCACCACGGCGCGGUACCUGGGCCUGUGCGCCUUCGACAUCGCGGUGGCGCUGUGCAUCUACGUGUCGGCGACGGGGCGGUUCUACCUCUUCCCCUCCACAUCAGCAGGUGGGCCUGGUUCAGCGGACGCGGAACUCGCGCGCCGCCGCGCCGACGAGCUCCUCACGCAAGCCAACCUGGCGCUGCAGAUGGCCGCGACGAAUCUGCGCGCGUACUCGAUCGCACGUAACGCCGUGGUGCGCAACCCGGCCCUCAAGGACCGCGACGACGCGUACUGGCGCGCCGUGGUCGCCGUUGAGCGUGAGCGUGAGGGCGAAGGCACGGGUGUUGGUGGUGGUGACGACGACAACGACGACACCCUCUACGAGGACGAGGAGGUCCAGGCCGCGGUGGCACGCGCGUACGGCACCGGCGCGAUCAAUAUCGCCAGUGUGAGGAGGGAGGCUGAGGCGUUUGUCCGCCACGCGACGAGGGGGUUGGAUGGGUGA